AUGCCCGGGGCUUGCGCCCAGCGCCGCAGCUUGCUCUCCCAGGGCUCCGCCGUCAGGCCGUCCAUCGUGGGCGCCCCGACCGCGGUCGUUGCGGUCCGGGAGUCCUUCUCCCUCAACCACGUCGUCGUGGAGCGCUACCGCAAGAUGCUGCGGUUCAAGCGGGCUCUCGCAGAGAGGGGCCUCCUCGGCGAGGGAGGCUGGGACCUCACGGACCGCGACGCGGUCGACGAGCUCGCGUCCAGGUACAACGAGUGGUACGAGGAGGCGCGGGCAUCCAGGCUCAGCAGGGGCGCCUCGCUGCGGCAGAGCUCCCGCUCUCGCCAGUCGAAGGGCUCCAUGGUCUGA
This is a messenger RNA of Prorocentrum cordatum, 345 nucleotides long. The record is from the annotation of a GenBank genome assembly. NCBI's taxonomy places the organism in Eukaryota, Dinophyceae, Prorocentrales, Prorocentraceae.